Molecule: messenger RNA, 3531 nt
Organism: Polistes canadensis
Lineage: Eukaryota; Metazoa; Arthropoda; Insecta; Hymenoptera; Vespidae
Gene: Gli
Product: cholinesterase
Exons: 12
Coding region: 353-2965 (870 amino acids)
Cellular component (GO): septate junction; tricellular tight junction; cell surface
Source: RefSeq, a predicted model, not a curated record
CGUCCUGUUUAGCGGUUGGGAUUCCCUUAUAUACUUCCAUACCUUGUCCUUUCCCUUUCUUUUGUUCGACGAGAACGAGAGUCCUUCGUAAAAGAUGUGCGCAUGCGCUCGCACGUGAGUCCUUUCUUUUUAUUUACAAAACACACUUGUGGAAUAUGACAUGAUAUGAGCAUUUUGAGAAGGUGUGAGUAAGUGAGUUAUGUAUGCAAGCAUAUACAACUUACUACGCGGUCAUUGAGUGGAUGGUGCGCGCACGCGCGCACCCACGAGUCGUCAUACAACGACCACACCUGUAAGAAUCGAGAGAAAAUAGACGCUUUUUCGUUUGUAUAGAAACGUGGAGGAGAAAAAGAUGGCCGCGUCGUUUAAUCAGCACGCUUCAAACAGACACAACAUUUUAUUAAUCAUUUACAUUUGUUUCUACAUUGAAACGUGUCAUCAAAACGUUCUCAGCGAAGAAAGAAUAUCCCAAGGUAGUAGAUAUUAUAAUCGCGAUGGCGUCUAUGUGCCACCGAAUCCAGCAGGGUACCAGACCUAUAUCUACAAAGAUAGGAGAUAUGGGUAUCAACCCAGCUACCUGGAUCCUAUUUACAGAGGUCCAACCAGGUCUCCUGAGGAUCGUUACCUUUAUGGGGACAUGACACCUAGAACACCAUUGCCAGGAAUACUCGGUGGAUGGCGAAGCGAUCUUCAAGGAAAGGAAAGACGAGACUCGAAGAAUUUAGAAACCGAUAUUUUUGUUACUACUAAUUAUGGACAAGUUCAGGGGUUUAAAGUUUAUUUGUAUGACGAUCCAGAUGCUCAACACAGGCCUUAUAAUGUUCAAGUUGAAAGAGUUACGAAAAAUGUUAACGUGUUUCUCGGAAUACCUUAUGCUAUGCCACCGAUAAAGGAAGGUCGCUUUAAACCGCCGAAGCCUCAUAAGGGAUGGCAACUUUUACAAGCUGUCGACUGGGGUCCAGCAUGUCCUCAACCUAGUUCGUAUACUGGAGUUACGAAAGGAGUACGUGAUGUUGACGAAGACUGUUUAUACUUAAAUAUAUUUUCACCUGAUAUUGGUUCAGGACUUGCGCAGCCCUAUCCAGUAAUGCUUUAUAUACAUGGAGGUGAAUUCACCCAUGGUGCAAGUAAUUUAUUUCCAGCACAUAUAUUGGCAGCUUUCUAUGACGUUGUAGUCGUAUCAAUAAAUUACAGGUUGGGAGCACUUGGAUUUUUAAGUACUGGAGAUGAAAAUAGUCCAGGAAAUUAUGGUAUACUAGAUCAGGCAAUGGCAUUACGAUGGGUUUAUGAUAAUAUCGGUCAUUUUAAUGGUAAUCCUAAGUCUAUAACGUUGUUUGGACCUGGCGCUGGUGCAGCUAGUGCAGGUUUAUUGAUGGUAGCACCAAGAACACGACAUAUGGUUUCAAAAGUUAUUGCACAAUCGGGGUCAGCGUUAGCCGAUUGGGCAGUAAUAAUGGAUAAAUAUAGAGCACAAAAUACAUCAAGAGUGUAUGCAGAAAUGCUUGGUUGUAGUAUAGAGAGCAGCUGGAAAUUAGUGCAAUGUUUGAAAGAUGGUCGGAAUUUUUUUGAAUUAGGAAACUCGGAAUUAAAGCCACAUGUAGGAAUGUUUCCGUGGGCUCCUGUAUUAGAUAUUAAUUUUACAGUACCACGUGAUAAUUUAUAUAUAGAUUGGAAAGCUUCCGAUUGGCGUUUCUUUGCAGAAACUCCUGAAGAAAGUAUCACAGCUGGAAAAUAUAAAGAAGAUUUUGCAUAUAUGGCAGGUGUUACUACUCAAGAAGCAGCUUAUAUUUUGUAUAACAAUGAAACUUUAGCCAGAAACAAUUAUAUAAUAGAUAAAGAAUUGUUCGAUCAAAAAGUUUGGGAAUUAGUUCUGCGUUAUAACUACACUCUUAAUCCACAAGGUGUUUAUGAAGCUAUAAAAUACAUGUACACGUAUUGGCCAGAUCCAUUGAAUGUCACACACAUUCGUGAUCAAUAUAUAAAUCUUUUAUCUGAUUUUCAUUACGUUGCACCUUUUGAUAAAAUAGCUAAAUUAUUAGUAGAGAAACACGUGCCUACUUAUUUGUACGUUUUAAAUACGACUACAGAAGCCUUUAAACUGCCACACUGGAGACGAGUACCUCAUGAUACGGAAUUACUUUGGCUAACUGGUGCACCUUUUAUGGAUGUUGAAUUUUUCCCUGAGAAGUGGAGACUAAAAAGGGAUAUGUGGACUGAUAGUGAUCGUAAUAUGAGUCGUUUCUUUUUGAAGGCAUAUUCUAAUUUUGCACGAUAUGGGCGUCCAACUCCUUCACAGAUUUUGGGAUUACAUUUCGACGUUGCUAAAUAUGGCCAACUAAAAUAUCUAAAUAUUAACACAACAUUCAACAGUUCAAUUUUGAUAAAUUAUCGUCAAACCGAAAGUGCAUUUUGGUCAAUGUAUUUACCAACGGUUAUCGGUAGACUUGUUCCAACGUAUCCACCUGUUACUGAGUACUGGUGGGAGCCUAAGCAACCUUUGCAAAUUGCAUUUUGGUCGAUGUCAACUGCCUGUUUAUUACUGAUAGUAGUGUCAGUAGUUUGCUGUAUGCUUUGGCGUAAUGCCAAAAGACAAUCUGAUCACUACUAUAGCGGAGACAUCUUGAUGAUACGAGAGGAUGAACAUUCAUCGGAAGGAAUUGAGAAUUUGAAUCGUGCUUCCAAAGAAAAUAUUUAUGAGUAUAGAGAUCUACCGCCGAAAACAAGAGUACCACGACAAAAUGAAGCUAGAUUGCAAGAACGUUUAGCGCACAAUAGAAAAUUCAGUUCUACGCCAUCGUUAAGAAGUAAUUCAAAUGUAUCUUUAAAAGAUAUGCGAUCGGAAGGAUUUGUUACGAGCUCACCAAAUGGUAAGCCUAAACUCAAUAAAGCUGCGAGUCAAUCUACACUGCCUAAAAGUAAAAGUAAAACGCAUUUGGUACAAGGUGUACCACAAACAGCCGUUUAACCAGAAUAGUUUCGACAAUGCCGGUUUUAAACAUAUUAUAAUAUAUAUAAAAAUAAUCUUUGAAUUCAAAAUUCAGGAUAUUUAAAAAAUUAAAGAUCUAAAGACUAUUUAAGAGAAAAUUAAAGAAAUAUUAUCGGAAAAUAUGAACACGCAUGAUGUGCCAUAAGAACCUUCUCAAGAUGCAGCUGUUAAGAACUGAUGUAAUAAUAGCUAAAAAAGAAUACUUUUUAUAAAGGUUCUAACAUCAAUUUAUGGUACUUGAUAAGAAUGAUUAAAAAUGUUAUCGAAUACAAGACAUUCCUUAGAGAAUCAAAAGAUUAAUUUUACCAUUAACUUUUACCAUUAUUUAGUAAGAUAUAGUAUUUUAUAUACACUUUGCAGAAAAAUAUCAUUAUCUUGACUGCAAUUUAUCCGUCCACUAUAUUCUAGAAAUACGUGUAGAAAAAUGUAUGUAUAUUCUGGUACACAAUGUAUAUAUCAAAAGGUACUUCAGCCUAAUUAUAUGGACGUAAUAAUAUAUGUCCAAUAAUAAUUAUUGAAAUAUUUCUAUCUUGUAAAAAAGAUUA